Messenger RNA from Prosopis cineraria, 2539 nucleotides. RefSeq names its product threonine--tRNA ligase, chloroplastic/mitochondrial 2. Gene Ontology annotation, molecular function: threonine-tRNA ligase activity; ATP binding. The record is from RefSeq and is a predicted model, not a curated record. Gene Ontology annotation, biological process: threonyl-tRNA aminoacylation. NCBI's taxonomy places the organism in Eukaryota, Viridiplantae, Streptophyta, Magnoliopsida, Fabales, Fabaceae. The coding region runs from base 29 to 2035 and encodes 668 amino acids. Gene Ontology annotation, cellular component: chloroplast stroma; mitochondrion; cytoplasm. The transcript has 8 exons.
GUCUCCCCUCUAUCUCCAUCGAAGCUCCAUGGCUUCCAUACCCACAGCCUCGUUCUCUUCCUCGAUUCCCUUCGUAAAGCCUUUCACGAGAUGCUUUCCCUACAUUCUGAAACACUCUUCCAAAAUGGCUUCGAUGCACGCCGCAAUCCAUGGGGGAAAUCUCAAGGCGAUGCUUCUCUACUACAACAGCAGGAAGUGGCUGUCAAUGGUCUCGGCUGUCGCCACUGAUUCGUUGGAGUCCACGAUUUCUGCGGAGAAAAACCAGAACGAUAAGAAAGAGAAAGUUGUUCUUCCGACGAACGAGUCGUCUCAGAGGCUACUCAGAAUUCGUCACACGUGUGCACAUGUGAUGGCUAUGGCUGUGCAAAAGCUUUAUCCUGAUGCAAAAGUCACAAUUGGGCCUUGGAUCGAAAAUGGGUUUUAUUAUGACUUUGAUAUGAAGCCUUUGACAGAUAAAGAUUUGAAGAGAAUCAAGAAAGAGAUGGAUCGAAUUAUUGGAAAGAAUUUUCCCCUUGUAAGAGAAGAAGUUUCAAGAGAUGAAGCUCGGAGAAGAAUAUUGGAUUUGAAUGAACCUUACAAGCUAGAGAUUUUGGAUAGCAUUAAAGAAGAGCCCAUCAUAAUUUAUCAUAUUGGCAAUGAAUGGUGGGACCUAUGUGCUGGACCUCAUGUUGAAACUACUGGAAAUAUUAACAAAAUGGCAGUUGAACUUGAAUCUCUUGCUGGUGCCUAUUGGAGAGGAGAUGAAAAGAAGCCAAUGUUGCAAAGAAUCUAUGGCACUGCAUGGGAAAAUGAAGAGCAAUUGAAAGCAUACCUUCACUUCAAAGAGGAAGCUAAGCGUCGGGAUCAUAGGCGCCUAGGGCAAGAUCUUGAUUUGUUUUCAAUACAGGAUGAAGCUGGUGGGGGUUUAGUAUUUUGGCACCCAAAGGGAGCUAUUGUGAGACACAUAAUUGAAGAUUUAUGGAAAAGGAUUCAUAUGGAACGUGGUUAUGAUCUGCUGUAUACGCCACAUGUGGCUAAAGCAGAUCUUUGGAAGAUAAGUGGCCAUUUGGACUUCUACAAAGAGAAUAUGUAUGACCACAUGAAUAUUGAAGAUGAGCUUUAUCAACUUCGGCCAAUGAAUUGCCCUUAUCAUAUUUUGGUAUACAAAAGGAGGCUUCAUUCUUAUCGGGAUUUUCCUAUUAGGGUAGCAGAAUUGGGGACAGUUUAUAGAUAUGAGUUAUCUGGAAGCUUACAUGGCCUUUUCCGUGUUAGAGGCUUCACCCAGGAUGAUGCACACAUUUUUUGUUUAGAUGACCAGAUUAAGGAUGAAAUCAGAGGUGUAUUAGAUCUUACUGAAGAAAUAUUGCUGCAAUUUGGUUUUGACAAGUAUGAAGUAAAUUUAUCUACAAGGCCUGAGAAAUAUGUUGGAGAUGACAUUAUAUGGGAAAAAGCUACUUCUGCUUUGAAAGAUGCUUUGUAUGAUAAAGGGUGGUCCUAUCAAAUCGAUGAAGGAGGAGGUGCAUUUUAUGGGCCGAAAAUUGAUCUCAAGAUUGAGGAUGCCCUUGGUAGGAAGUGGCAAUGUUCAACCAUACAGGUUGACUUUAAUUUACCCCAGCGUUUUGACAUCACUUAUGUAGACUCAAACACAGAGAAAAAGCGACCUAUAUUGAUCCACAGGGCAAUUCUAGGAUCCUUGGAAAGAUUCUUUGGUGUUCUGAUAGAGCAUUAUGCUGGUGAUUUUCCAUUAUGGCUUUCUCCAAUACAAGCACGAGUUUUACCAGUUACCGAUGCCCAGCUUGAAUACUGCAAUGAUGUGACCGACAAGCUGAAAGCAAAUGGAAUUCGAGCUGAAGUUUGCCAUGGAGAGCGCUUGCCGAAGCUUAUAAGAAAUGCAGAGAAGCAGAAGAUUCCAUUGAUGGCAGUUGUUGGACAACAGGAAGUGGACACGCAUACUGUGACUGUUAGAUCGAGGUUUGCAGGGGAGCUUGGAACCAUGUCAGUUGAUGAUUUUAUCAGCAGAAUAAAGUUGGGUACGGAAAGUUCAGCAUCUUCAUGAGAUUCUUUCAAUUAAAAGAUGCUGGCCACCCUAUUUGUUCAAGGAAAGAUUGGAACAAUCUGAGUCAUUUUGAGGGGUAACAACCUUUGUACAUUAGAAAAUAAUUAGUUGAAUACAGAUCCCUUGAAGGUGUUUCCUUCUCGUAAAGUGUGGCCAGUAAGUGUAUGAAAUGUAGAUUCAAUCAUGAGUUGGGUUUAAUUAAAAAUAAAAAAGGAAAGUAGCAGAAAUGAUAUAAUUCAUAGCAACUCACUUUCGGAGCUGAUCAUUAGUUAACCAUGACCAUGUGUUCUUGGUAAUAGAUGAAGUAAAUGCAAUUUGAAGCUGUACAUUCGAACCAAAAGUAUGUGUAUCUUGGAGGAAUAUUGGUGAGAUUUUGUAUAUCAAAAUUGAACAUUAUUUAAUGUAAUCUGGCUUGAUUGUUAGGUGGUGCACAUUGUUAUAUGCCAGCUCAAUAAAGAAAAUUGCUAUAUGCCAAAUCUUUCUGAUUUAUCAUUUGCUCGGAGA